Messenger RNA from Stegastes partitus (bicolor damselfish), 1158 nucleotides. It is a transcript of the gene c1qtnf4, whose product is annotated as C1q and TNF related 4. The record is from RefSeq and is a predicted model, not a curated record. Gene Ontology annotation, molecular function: protein binding. The transcript is spliced from 2 exons. Lineage: Eukaryota; Metazoa; Chordata; Actinopteri; Pomacentridae. The coding region runs from base 1 to 1158 and encodes 385 amino acids.
AUGCUGCUCCCCGCGAGCGUCCUGAUUGGCCUGCUGUGCCUGAACCAUGCGGGAAGCGUCGAGGGCUUCGCUCGUCUCCAGGACGACGUGGAGCUACGCUCGGCCUUCUCGGUCGCUCGCACCAGCAGCAUGGAGGGAGGCCCAAAGAUGACGGUGACCUUUGACACCGUCUACGUCAACAUCGGCGGGGAUUUCGACGCCAAGGCCGGCUUGUUCCGCUGCCGCAUCCCCGGGGCGUACUACUUCUCCUUCACAGUGGGGAAGUUCCCACAUAAAGACCUGUCAGUGAUGCUGAUGAAGAACAGAAACGAAGUGCAGGCCAUCGUGUACGAGGAGAACGCUGGAGAGGAGAGGAAGGUGCAGAGCCAGAGCGUGAUGCUGCAGCUGGAGUUCGGUGACACCGUCUGGCUGCGUCUCCAUGGCGACCCCCGCUACGCUCUCUACAGCAACACCGGCCACUACACCACCUUCAACGGGUACCUGGUCUACCCCGACACCUACGACUACCAGACGCACCACCACGAGACGCACCACGACCCCCAGCAGCCCCUGCAGGACAGCAUCGCCCCGCCGAGCAGCAACCAGGCCAACACCGGGCCGGCGGCGAAGGAGGAGGACAAGGAGCUGCAGCACAGGGAGGAAGAGGAGGAGGACGAGGAGGAGGACGACGAAGACGACCAGAGAUCUGCCUUCUCGGUGGGGCGCACCCAGAGCAUCGUGGGAGUGGACCAGGUGGGGCUGCCGCAGCACCAGCCGGUCAGCUUCGACACGGCCUUCGUCAACAUCGGAGAGGACUUCAACGUGACCGAGGGGGUGUUCACCUGCCGGGUUCCCGGAGCUUAUUACUUCUCCUUCAACGUGGGCAAGCUGCCGCAGAAGACGCUGUCGGUGAAGCUGAUGAAGAACCGUCUGGAGGUGCAGGCGAUGAUCUACGACGACAGCCAGGGAGAGAAAGCGCUGCAGAGCCAGAGCUUGAUGCUGUCGCUGAAGCCGGGCGACACGGUGUGGCUCUACUCCCACCAGAGAGACGGCUUUGGGGCCUACAGCAACCACGCCAAGUACAUCACCUUCACCGGCUUCCUGGUGUACCCGGACUUCCCCACCAGCACCGCCGCCGCCACCGCCACCAGCCAGUCAUAUGCAGACAAGAAGCCCUAG